Messenger RNA from Prunus persica (peach), 10976 nucleotides. RefSeq lists its product as uncharacterized. The record is from RefSeq and is a predicted model, not a curated record. NCBI's taxonomy places the organism in Eukaryota, Viridiplantae, Streptophyta, Magnoliopsida, Rosales, Rosaceae.
CGAAUUCCUUGAGGAAACUCCCGAAGCCAGUGACACUGCAAGUGAAACAGUUAAAGAUGAUGAAAGUUCAGAACGACAUUUUGGCAGUCCAUGCAUGAAACAUGAGGAAAAUACAAAGAGAAAAGGUGAGGCACUGGGUGGGAGAGGCUAAAGCAGGGGAGGAGGAAGAUAGCCAAGGAUUUGCUGCUGUAGGACCUAUCCAGGAAACAGAGCAGAGCAAUAUGAAUUCAGCAGAACACGAAGGAGAAACUGACACUAACUUAGUUGAGAAAAUUGAAUCUGCACACUACGAUAUUGAAAGACCCUUGAAUUUAAAUUCUGAGGAGAAUGACACAGAAACUUUGAGAGAAAAUACCAAAACAAUUACCACUGAUGAAGCAGAGAGACAAGUUAUAAACCUUGAACAAAGCUUCAAGAAAGAAGGGAAGGAAGAUACAGCAAUUCCUAGUUAUGAAAUCACUGAAGAUGAAAUUCCUGAAGAAAAGGUUCUUAAAGAACCAGGAGAUUCUGGAGGAGGUGAGAGCACCACGUGGGAGCUAAAUAAGAAUAUCGAAAUACCUGAAAAUAUUCUUAAUACGUCAACAGUGAAAUGUGAAGAAGGUGAGCAGGGAGAAGGUAAGAACACAGCUCCAACAAAAGCUACAGAAGAGGAUCACAGAGAUGAGGACCCGUUUACUGUCGAAGUGGCUGAAGAAGAUCAUGACUAUAACAGUGCAAUCUCGGUUACAGAAACGAGCGCAAAAGUAACAUCAAAUGAUGAAGAAGAUGCACCACAGGCCUUGCAGAAAAAUGAACCAGGAGGGGACCUUCAAAAUGUGCUGGAUGUGAUGCCUGAGGAAAUUAAGACAGAAACAUCCAGGGAAAGUGCAGAAGUAAUUACCUGCAGAAAAGAGGAAAGAACAAUUCAGAACUCACAAGAAUCCUCGGACAAAGAAAGGAAAGAAGAUAUAGAAAGUACAAUUAAUACAGAAGAAAAUGACACUGCAGUGGUGGAGGCAUGUACUAAGGCAGCUGAUUUGAGUACAAUUAUAGAGGAAAAGAACUUAGAGGAGCAGGAAAUUCAGAAACUCUCUUCUUCAUUGGUAGUAGAAGAAACAACUAAGGAAAUCUCAGAGGAAGAAGAAAUCUAUGGAGUGAUACUAAAAGAAGAGAGAAAGGAAGCACAUGCAAAAUGUAAGGAGCCCGCUGAGGGAGCAAAUCUGACACAAGACUUAAAAUCUGAAACUACAGAAGACAGAACAGAGACAGAUAAGGACAUCUAUGCUCCAAUUUCAGAGGGAGAAAUCCAUGCAGAAGAAAGCAAGAAAACAUUUGUUCCAAAAAAUUCCUUUCUCUCUGAUGUACCCGAGAUGGAGAUUGAAAAACAUUUUCAGGUGAACGAUGUGCCUACAGUUAGCAAUUUUGACUCUGUGUCCGGAAUAGUGAGUCAAGUAACAGGCUUGGUGGAAGCUGAAACAGAGAACCAGGAGCAGGAAAAAAAGAAUGAUAUUGCUCCUGAAGAGAAGGUUCUACCAACCAUCUUCACCAGUGAAAAGAUUGAUGUACAAGAAGAGGAAAAUUUCAAUUCAAAAGAGAAGUUGGAGAACCAGAUUCCAACAACAGCAGGUAAACCUGAAACAUGCUUGAAAGAAGCUGAAGCAGAAAAUAAGGAGCAUGUCCAAAAUAUUGAUCCUGAAGAGAAGGGCGUAGAAACCAUCUUAACAGAUAAAACAGCCUUGGACAUUGAAGAUAUUGCUGUACAAGCAGGGGAAAAUUUCAAUUCAAAAGAGAAUUUGGAGGAGCAGAUUCCAACAGCUGCAGAUGAAGGUGAAACAUUCUGGAAGGAAGCUGAAGCAGAAAACAAGGAGGAGAUCAAACAUACUGAUAUUGCUUCUGAAGAGAAGGGUCUAGAAAUCAUCUUAACGGAUGAAACGGCCUUGAACAUUGAAGACAUUAAUGUACAAGCAGAGGAAAAUUUGAAUUCAAAAGACAACUUGGAGAAGCAGAUUCCAACAUCAGCAGAUGAAGGUGAAACAUUCUCGAAUGAAGCAGAAGCAGAAAAGGAGGAGGAGAUCAAACAUACUGAUAUUGCUCCAGAAGAGAAGGGUCUAGAAACCAUCUUAACGGAUGAAACGGCCUUGGACAUUGAAGACAUUUAUGUCCAAGCAGAGGAAAAUUUCAAUUCAAAAGAGAACUUGGAGGAGCAGAUUCCAACAGCAGCAGAUGAAGGUGAAACAUUCUGGAAGGAAGUUGAAGCAGAAAACAAGGAGGAGAUCAAACAUACUGAUAUUGCUUCUGAAGAGAAGGGUCUAGAAACCAUCUUAACGGAUGAAACGGCCUUGGACAUUGAAGACAUUAAUGUACAAGCAGAGGAAAAUUUGAAUUCAAAAGACAACUUGGAGGAGCAGAUUCCAACAUCAGCAGAUGAAGGUGAAACAUUCUCGAAUGAAGCAGAAGCAGAAAACAAGGAGGAGAUCAAACAUACUGAUAUUGCUCCGGACAAGAAGGGUCUAGAAACCAUCUUAACGGAUGAAACGGCCUUGGACAUUGAAGACAUUUAUGUACAAGCAGAGGAAAAUUUCAGUUCAAAAGAAAACUUGGAGGAGCAGAUUCCAACAACAGCAGAUGAACAUGAAUCAUGCUUGAAAGAAGCCCAAGCAGAAAAUAAGGAGCAGGUAAAAAAUACUGAUAGUAUUCCUGAGGAGAAGGGUUUAGUAACCAUCUUAACAGAUGGAACAUCCUUGGACAUUGAAGAUAUUUAUGUUCAAGCAGAGGAAACUUUCAACGCAAACGAGAAGUUGGAGGAGCAGAUUCCAAAAGCAGCGGAUGAAGGUGAAACGUUCUUGAAGGAAGUUGAAGCCCAAAAUGAGGAGCAGGCCAAAAAUAUUGAUAUUGCUCAUGAAGAGAAGCGUCUACCAUCCAUCUUAACAGAUGAAACGGCCUUGGACAUUGAAGAUAAUGAUGUACAAGCAGAGGAAAAUUUUAAUUUAAAAGAGAACUUGGGGAAGGAGAUUCAAACAACAGCAGAUGAACGUGAAACAUUCUUGAAAGAAGCCGAAGCAGAAAAUCAGGAGCAGGUAAAAACUACUGAUAUAGUUCCAGAAGAGAAGGGUCUAGCAACAAUCUUAACAGAUGAAACAUCCUUGGACGUUGAAGAUAUUGAUGUACAAGCAGAGCAAAACUUCAAAUCAAAAGAGAACUUGGAUGAGCAGAUUCCAGCAGCAGCAAAUGAAGGCGAAACAUGCUUGAAGGAAGCCGAAUCAGAAAACAAGGAGCAGACAAAAGAUAUCAAUAUUGCUCCAGAAGAGAAGGGUCUAGCAACCAUCGUAACAGAUGAAACAGCAUCAGAAAUUGAAGAUGGUGAUGUACAAGCAGAGGAAAAUUUCAACUCAAAAGAGAACUUAGAGAAGCAGUUUCCAACAGCAGCAAAUGAAGUUGAAACAUGCUUGAAAGAAGCCAAAGCAGAAAAUAAGGAGCAGGUCAAAGAUACUGAUAUUGUUCAUGAGGAGAAAGGUCUAGCGACCAUCUUAACAGAUGACACAUCCUUGGACGUUGAAGAUAUUGAUGUACAAGCUGAGCAAAAUUUCAACUCAACAGAAAACUUGGAGGAGCAGAUUCCAACAGCAGCAGAUGAAGAUAAAACAUGCUUUAAGGAUGCCGAAACAGAAAGCAAGGAGCAGACCAAAACUACUGAUAUUGCUCCAGAAGAGAAAGGUCUAGCAACCAUCUCAGCAGUUGAAAUGGCCUUGGACAUUGAAGAUAUUGACGUAAAAGCAGAGGAAAAUUUAAACUCUAAAGAGAUUUUAGAGAAGCAGAUUCCAACAGCAGCAAAUGAAGGAGAGACAUGCUUGAAGGAAGCCGAAUCAGAAAACAAGGAGCAGACAAAAAAUAUCAAUAUUGCUCCAGAAGAGAAGGGUCUAGCAACCACCUUAACAGAUGAAACGGCAUCAGAAAUUGAAGAUAGUGAUGUACAAGCAGAGGAAAAUUUCAACUCAAAAGAGAACUUAGAGAAGCAGUUUCCAACAGCAGCAGAUGAAGUUGAAACAUGCUUGAAAGAAGCCAAAGCAGAAAAUAAGGAGCAGGUCAAAGAUACUGAUAUUGUUCGUGAGGAGAAAGGUCUAGCGACCGUCUUAACAGAUGACACAUGCUUGGACGUUGAAGAUAUUGAUGUACAAGCAGAGGAAAAUUUCAACUCAAAAGAGAACUUAGAGAAGCAGUUUCCAACAGCAGCAGAUGAAGUUGAAACAUGCUUGAAAGAAGCCAAAGCAGAAAAUAAGGAGCAGGUCGAAGAUACUGAUAUUGUUCAUGAGGAGAAAGGUCUAGCAACCGUCUUAACAGAUGACACAUCCUUGGACGUUGAAGAUAUUGAUGUACAAGCGGAGCAAAAUUUCAACUCAAAAGAGAACUUGGAGGAGCAGAUUCCAACAGCAGCAGAUGAAGAUAAAACAUGCUUUAAGGAUGCCGAAACAGAAAACAAGAAGCAGACAAAAACUACUGAUAUUGCUCCAGAAGAGAAGGGUCUAGCAACCAUCUCAGCAGUUGAAACGGCCUUGGACAUUGAAGAUAUUGAUGUCAAAGCAGAGGAAAGUUUCAACUCUAAAGAGAUUUUAGAGAAGCAGAUUAUAACAGCAGCAGAUGAAGGUGAAACAGGCUUGAAGGACGCUGAAGCAGAAAAUAAGGAGCAGGUCAAAGAUACUGAUAUUGUUCAUGAGCAGGUAAAAAAUGAUAUUGCUCCUGAAGAGAAGGUUCUAGCAACCAUCUUAACAGAUGAGACAUCAUUGGAUGUUGAAGAUAUUGAUGUACAAGCAGAGCAAAAUUUCAACUCAAAGGAGAACUUGGAGGAGCAUAUUCCAGCAGCAGCAGAUGAAGAUGGAACAUGCUUGAAAGAAGCCAAAGCAGAAAAUAAGGAGCAGGUCAAAGAUACUGAUAUUGUUCAUGAGGAGAAAGGUCUAGCGACCGUCUUAACAGAUGACACAUCCAUGGACGUUGAAGAUAUUGAUGUUCAAGCAGAGCAAAAUUUCAACUCAAAAGAGAACUUGGAGGAGCAGAUUCCAACAGCAGCAGAUGAAGAUAAAACAUGCUUUAAGGAUGCCGAAACAGAAAACAAGAAGCAGACAAAAACUACUGAUAUUGCUCCAGAAGAGAAGGGUCUAGCAACCAUCUCAACAGAUGAAACGGCCUUGGACAUUGAAGAUAUUGAUGUAAAAGCAGGGGAAAUUUUCAACUCAAAAGAGAUUUUAGAGCAGCAGAUUACAACAGCAGCAGAUGAAGGUGAAACAGGAUUGAAGGACGCCGAAGCAGAAAAUCAUGAGAAGGUAAAAAAUGAUAUUGCUCCUAAAGAGAGGGUUCUGGCAACCAUCUUAACAGAUGAAACGGCAUCGGAAAUUGAAGAUAGUGAUGUACAAGCAGAGGAAAGUUUCAACUUAAAAGAAAACUUGGAGAAGCAGAUUCCGACUGCAGCAGAUGAAGGUGAAACAGGCUUGAAGGAAUCCGAAUCAGAACACAAUGAGCAGGUAGAAAAUGAUAUUACUCCUGAAGAGAAGGUUCUAUCAACCAUUUUAACAGAUGAAACGGGCUUAGACAUUGAAGAUAUUUACGUAGAAGCAGAGGGAAAUUUUGACUCAACGGAGUUCUUGGAAAAUCAGAUUCCAACAGAAGCAGGUAAGACCACGGAGCAAAGCUUUCAAGUGCAAAGUCUUGAGAAAGCAGAUCCAAAAUUGGGAGUUGAAGAUGAGAGUCACGAAUCAGAAGAUCAUCCUGAGAAGAAUAUCAUAAUAGUUGAAGAGCCGCAAUGGUUGCAGGUCUUUGAUGAACCAAAGAUCAAAGGCAGAGAUUUGAACAAAGAAGAAAUCCUAGAAGGCAAUGUCACCUUUUCACCAGAAUCAAUUGAAGAAGAUGCAGGCAAUAACUCCCAAGAAAUUGAAAAAGAGAUAAAAAAUCUCAAAGAAGAGGGCAGCAGUGUAGAGAGCAUGAAAGAAGGCAAUGGUGAUGACCUCUCACCAGAGUAUAUUCCAGAAGAUGAAAGUGAAAAGUUCAAAGAAGACAAAAUGGAUGCAGUGGAGUGGAAAGAAGAGAUCCUUGAAGAGUCACGUACUGCUGGAAUAGGUGAGAGCACAGUAUCUGAGACAAAUAAGAUUGCUGAAGAAAUUCUUAAUACUUUGCCAGUGAAAUAUGAAGGUGGUCAGCAGGGAGAGGGUAACAUCCCAGCUUCAGCAAAAGCUUCAGAGGAAGAAGACCCAAUUGAGGACACAUUUCCUGUCAAGUUGGCUGAAGUCGAGGAUGAUGAUAUUAGUACAGUCGAGGUUAUAGAAACGAGUGCGAAGGUAAUUGGUGAAGAAGGUUCACCACGGGCUGUGCAGAAAUAUGAACCAGGAGAGGGGCUUCAAAAAUUGCUGGAUGUGAUGCCUGAAGAAACCAAGGCAGAAUCAUCAAGAGAAAAUGCACAGGUAAUUACCUGCACAAAGGAGGAAAGAGCAAUUCAGAACAUAAAAGAAUCCAAAGAAGAAGAUACAAAUGCCAUAAAUGAUACGAAACAAAAAGACACAGGAUCGGAGGAGGUGUUGGAGAGAAACAGUAGAGAACAAGAAACAGGAGUGCAUGCAUUACAGGAAAUUCAUCCUCAAGAAUUCAAUGAUAAAGAAACAACUGAAGACAACUCCACGGAAUAUCAGGCGUGUAUUGAGGCAGCUGAUUUUAGCCCAAAAAUAGUACAAGGAAACUUAGAGGAACAGGCCAAUCGGGAACUCUCUUCUUCACUGGUGGGAGACAACAUAAUUAAGGAAAGCUCAGAAGAAGAAGAAAAUUAUGUGUCGAAUCUGAAAAAAGAGAAAAAGGAAGCGCAUGAGGAAUGUAAAGAGCCCAUUGAGGUCACAAAUAUGAUAGAGGAGGAAACAAACUCUGAAACUUUUGAGGACAAAAGAAAGCCAAAUGAGGACCUCUGUACUCCUAUUUCAGAGGAAGAAACCCAUGCAGAAGAAAGUAAUUCCUUUCAGUCCGAGGUAUCUGAGAAGGAUGGCUCCACAGUUAUCAAUUCUGACUCUGUGUCUGGAAUUGUGAGGCACCAAACAGUCUUGAAGGAAGCUGAAGCAGAAAACAAAGAGCAGGUCGAAAAUACUGAUACUGCUCUUGAUGAGAAGGGUCUAGCAACCAUCUUGACGGAUGGAACUACCUUGGACGUUGAAGGUAUUGAUGAACAAUCAGAUGAAAAUUCCAACUCAAAAGAUUUCUCAGAGAGCCAGAUUCCAACAGUUGCGGUUGUGGAUGAAGGUGAAGAGAAGGUAGGACUUGGAAACAUCAAUUUAGAUGACGCCCCUGUUAACUUUCAAGUGCAAAGUCUUGAAGAAGCAGAACCAACACUGAGAGUUGAAGAUGAGAAUAAUAACAUGAUAGCUGAAGAGGUGAAGCCUCAACUGUUGGACCAGGUCUUUGAUGAACCAAAGAACAUUGAGGGAGAUUUCAAUAAAGGAAAAAUCAUAGAAGCCAAUGCUGCAAUUUUUUCGCCAGAAUUAAUUCAAGAAGAAACAGUUAAGAACUCUCAAGACAAUGACAAGGAGACAGAAAAGUUAGAGGAAGAGGGAAGCAGCAUAGAGAACAUAAAAGAACUCAAUACUAAUGACCUCCAACUAGAGUCUAUUCCAGAAGAUGGAAGUGAAAAGUUCAAAGAUGACAAACAGGAAGCAGUGAAGUUCAAAGAAGAGAUCCUUCAAGAGUUACAUGCUGCUGGAGUAGGUGAGGGCACUGCAUGUGAGACAAGUAAGAUUGCUGAAAGGUCUGAAGAAAUUUUGUAUACUUCACCAGUGAAAUAUGAAGAAGGUCCACUUGGAGAAGGUAACAGUCCAACUUCAGCAAAAGCUUCAAAUGAGGAGGAUAAAGAUGAAGAAACAUUUUCUGUCAAAGUGGCUGAAGACGAUGAUAGCAACAAUGGUGCAGUCACAGUGACAGAAACAAGUGAAAAGGUGACAUCAAAUGAAGAAGGAGAUUCAUCACAGUCUUUGGAGAAAUAUGAAUUGGGGGAGGAGGUACAGGUUAAAACUAGUGAUUUAGCAUAUGAAAACAAGGUUUACAACCUGGAGGUCAAAGCUUCUUUUGCUGAAAGGACAGCAGAAGAGACAAGCUUGAGAAAGGAAGGGCACAAGGAGGUAUCGGAUUUGGCUUUGGAAAAGCUAGAUGUUGAUGCAACUGAAGAAGAAAUCAGAGAAGGAUCUGAAAUAGUUCCUGAAUCUGAUUCUCAAAACAUUGAUGUAGUUUCCAAAGAUGAUAUCAUUGCUUGUCAUGCACUCCACGAAGGGAUAUCAAAAGAGCAACUUCAAAUACCAUCUUCUACAUUGCUUCCCGAGGAAAGAGAGCUCAAAUCUAAUCAACAUGAGCAUGAAACUACAACCCAAGACAAGAAUAUAGAAGAAGAGCACACACAUGAAGGGGAAGUGCCAGCUGAUGAAAACACGGGAGAUGUAUUUGCUGCAAGGUCAGUAGAAGAGGCACACUUGCAAAAGGAAGAACCCAGAGAGCUCAAAGCUUCUGAAUUGUCUCUGGAAAAGCUAGAUGCCAGUGAAAGUGAAGAAGAAAUCAAAGAAAGUUUUGAAACGGUCUCUAAAUCUGAUUGUCUAAGCAUUGAUGCAGUUUCCAAAGAUGAAAUCAUUGCUGAUCAAACACUCCUUGAGGGGAUAACAGACAUGCAACUUCAGAUACCAUCUCAUAGUUUGCUUCCCAAGGAAGAGGAGCUCAAAACUUAUGAACACGAGCACGGAAUUACAACCCAAGACAAAUCCAUAGAGGAAGAGCAUGCCAAGAAAAUAGAAAUGCCAGCUGAUGAAAAUGGGGGAUAUUUUUUUGCUGCGAGGUCAGUAGAAGAGACAAUCUUGCACAAGGAAGAGCUCAGGGAGCUCAAAGUUUCUGAAUUGGCUCCAGAAGAGUUGAAUGCUGAUGAAACAGAAGAAAUCAAAGAAACCUUUGAAACAGUGUCUAAAGCUGAUUCUCAAAGCACUGAUGUAGUUUCCAAAGAUGAGAUCAUUGCUUAUCAGAUAGUCCAUGAAGGGAUAUCAAAAGAGCAACUUCAGAUACCAUCUUCUAUAUUGCUUCAUGAGGAAAAGGAGAUCAAAGCUUCUGACGAUGAACAUGGAACUACCUCGGAAGAGAUAUGUCCACAAAAGGAAGAGCCCAAGAAUGCCAAGGUUUCUGAAAUGGCUCUGAAGACAAUGGAUGCAGAUGAAACUGCAGAAGAAACAGAAGAAACUUGUGAAACAGCAAAUAAAUUUGCUUCUCAAAGCACUGAUGUAGUUACCGAAGAUGAAGUUGUCGAUGAUCAGACACUCUGUAAAGUGACAUUAAAAGAGACUCCAUCUACUGCAUUGCUCACAGGUGAAACGAAGCAUGCCACAAUCACUACGACAGAAGAAGAAAACAUGAGCAAUGUGCAAAUACAGGAUGAUGAGAACGGAAACGCUACAAGCACUGCAGAAGAGAAAAGCUUGCCAAAGGAAGAGCCAAGCGAACUCAAAGUGUCUGAUGUUGAGCUUUACUCUAGUAAAGAAUUACAAAAGGAAAGUUCAAAUGAAGUUCAUGAGGAAGAACGGAGCUCUCUGAUAGGAGUUCCAGAAGUAGAGCCUCAUGAAGAUGAAGAAGGGGAAAGAUAUGAUGAUUCUCCAUUGGGGAACCAGAAAACCACAGAACUAAAAGGAACAACCAUGGAAGCCUCCAAUCUUGACAUUGAAACAAGUGAAAAUGCUUCUGACUGUGCUCCAGAAGAAGGCUUCAGCAGAUCACAAGAUGCUACGAUAAACAGAGAGCACCUAAAGAAUGAAGCAAAUGAAACAAAUGAAACCAUAAAGAACGAAGUUUCAAAUGAACAGAAGCAUCUUGAGGUAGCAAUAUCUGAUUCAAGGGCAGAAGAGAGGUGGUGUGAGACAACAAUUGAAGCAAAUGAAACCAGAAAGAAUGAAGUUUCAAAUGAAGAGAUCGAGGCCGAAAAGCUAGAGGCGAAAGAUUUGCGGCCGAUUUCUGUUAGUGGAGAAAACAUCAGCCAUAGAGAACAAGAAAAUGAGUUGAUAGCUGAAAAAUAUGAAGUAGAGAAGAGUGAAUCAUUUAAUACCGCAAGAAAUGAAAAUCGGGACAACGAGGAAUCCCCGAAAGAAACUACAAAAGUGGCUAAAGAUUUAACUGAAGACAAAGAACUUCAAACCAAAGAGAAUCUGUGUGACACAACAGUUGAAGCGAAUGAAAAAAUUAAGGCUGGACUUUCAAAUGACGAGAUCAAGGAGGAUAAGGAACUUCCAAAGGAUUCUGAGGCAGACUCUGUCAGAGAAGAGAGCCAUCAAGAAAAAAAAGCAAUAGCUGAAGAGUAUCAAGUAGAGAAGACCAAUGAAAGUUCUGUGAUCAGAACAAACGAAAAUCGGGGCGAGUUGCCUGAGGAGAAAGAUACAACAGCUAGCAAAGAAGUGCGAACUGAAGAGGAAGAAGAAGAGCACGAAAAUGCUGAAGAAGUAAAAACAUAUGAAGAGACGGGAGAAAAUGAACACAAAAAUGCAGAGCCAGGCUAUGAUUCUCCCGUCAUUGUAGAAGCCUCUAGAGAUGCUGAUGCAAAGAUUUCACAUAAGAAAUCCCAUAAUAUCCUUUCGGGUAUCAAGCAUUCAAUAUCCAAGGUGAAGAAAGCCAUUACCGGCAAGUCUUCUCAUUCAAAGACACAAUCAGAAAAAUAAAUAAAUAAAAAACAAAACCAAGUCGGUUCCGACAGUUGAAGAAUUGGAUGAAUAAAGGUUUUAUGUGGGUGUGCUUUUUCUAAGAGGUUUGAGUGUGGUAUGUGUGCUUGUGCAGCUUGUAUAAGUUCAAUAUUCUUUAUUUGUAUAAAGUGAGUUAAAGAAUUGCCUGAUUGUAAAUUUGUAAUCUUUUUGCCAAUUUCUAGUGCAUUCUGUUUAGGCAUAUAUACAAGAAAAUGGAGUGUACAGAGCCAUUGUGUUCAUCACUUUGUUUAUUUGAGUGAAAUUUUAUUUUAUUUUUCUCAA